CCAAACUUUCCCUAAUGAACUAAUGAUUGUAAUUCUCUAAUAAGGGCCGAACAGACUUCCUCCCAGAUAAGACAAUGACCGACAUCUAAUUCUAUUUCCCUAAUUAACAAUCUGAAAAUUUCCUUAAUUAAAACACAUUAAAAUUCUAAUAAAUUCGUUUACACAAAAUAAAGGAAAUCAACGUCUAAUUCCCAAGUCUAAUUCCAUUUCCUUUAUUGGUUAGAUGAGCUAAAGGAAAGCAAUUAAUUAAUAAGGAAGACAUAGUUCAAUAUCGUGGAAUGAUUAUAGUAAUUUAAGUAGUUUAAUACGUAUUGAAGUUUUCCAUAAAAAAAUUAAUUGUUAAUUAUUAUAGUAGUAUUACAUUAUUCAAAAUUAUUUAUUAUAUAGCCUAAUACGUGUUAACUUUUUUUUAACAAAGUAUAAUAGUAAUUUAAAAUCGUAAACCCAAAACCCCCCUUCUACACCUUCUACAACCCCCAAACCCUAAACCCUAAUUCCCAUAAGAUAGUUAAUUUCAACCUCAAUCUAUUCAAUCAUACUACGACAUUGUCUUAGAGCUAAAAUCGUCUCUUCCUCCACUAAUAACAAUCGUUCGCAUCAUCGAAAUAUGCAUGAUAGGCCCAAGAAAUUGCUUAUUACCAUCCCCAGAGCCCCCAAAAAUCUCGAUGAAAGUUUUGACACUAUUCAUACAUUUUUGCCCCAGACGUCUAAUCGAGAAACGGUCAAUUCCAUCAUGUUCAUAUCCACAUUUUAGUGAUAAAUAAUAAUUUUGUACAAUAUGAAUUAUUUUUGAUAAAUAAUAGUUACUUAAAAACCAUAUAACUAAUUUAAUAAGUAUUUUAUAGUCAUCCUAACUAAUUUAAUAAUUUUGAAUAAUUAUCUCGUUAAUCACUACCAAUAUAAUUUAACAUAAUUAUGUGAUAAAAAAAUUAACAUAAUUAUAGUUUUUUUGCGAUAAACAUAAUUUUCGUUAAUCACUGCCAACAUCUUUCCUAAAUAACAUAAUUUCCACUCCCAGUUUCCCUAAUUAACAACCGAGAAUUCCUUUAGCUAAUUAAAUCCUUAAUUUUUAAUUAUAUUUUUUGGUACGGCCAUUAAUGAUUCCUCUCGUUACGUGUUUACCACUGCUUUUACUUUUUUGCAAUUAAAUAUUAUGAAUUAAUUUAAGAAUCAAACGCGAGAAAGUGGAAAGAUUAACUUAUUGAGGUUUAUAGGGAAAUGAUUUUUGAAUAACGUUAAUUGAGGAAGGGAAACUAAUUAUGUUUGUAACCGUUUAGUUGUUAAAUAAUGAAUAUACCUCACUUCUCUCGCACCAUAUUGGAAUUAUGGUAUGAAAUAAAUUGAAAAGUAAUAAUAAAAAAUAAAUUUAAUUCCUUAUAAACCUAAAUCCUUCCCCUUUCCCACGUUUGACUAUAGACUUUCUUCCCACGAGUUAUGGUGACAACCCCUUAACGGGUUGUGGGUUUGACAACCCACUUUAUACUUUAUAGCCAUUAGAUGUAUUAUCUCUCUUGUCUCUCUCCUGUUAUUUUUAAAUUGAAGGUUGAGAUGAAAAGAAGGGUGUUUUUGGGAUGAAAAAAACUUACCACACCCAAUCAUUUUUCCUCCCAUAUAAAAUAAUAAAACCCUAAUCUAACUCAUGCCAACUUUACAGCCGUUCACCACCUCCUUCUUCCCUUCCUCCCUUUCUUCCGCGGACGUUGCCGUCGCCGCAUCUCCCUCUUCCUCUCCCAUGCCCACCGCCACCCCUAACCUCCGCCGCGCCGGCUGUCUUCACCGCCCUGCCGCGCCUGCUGUCCCCGCCAUCAUGAUCGAGAUCUACGCCGCCGCAUGGCUCCGCGACGUCCAGAUCGGCUCCGUCCGCGUUCUCAUCAGCAACGUCCAGAUCGACGUCCAGAUCGUCGCGCUCCAGAUCCGCCGCCCCUCCGGUCGACCGCAAGGGACCCUCUACACCGAGCUCUCUGCCUCCGGCGUCGGCUUCAACGACCUCCUCGACGCCAAGGCCACCGCCGGGGGUGCGAAGAAUCUCAAGGAGAAGACCGCCAAUGCUAGUGGUACCAAUUCCUAUUGGUACGGUACCACUACUCACUGGUACGUACCAGUGGCUCCCCUAUCACUACUCACUGGUACCACUAUCAUCUGAUACCACUAUCAUCUGUUUGUUGUGUUAUUCUCUACUGGUACCGCUUCCAGUGCUAGUGGUACGAUACAAUAUGGUAGUGGUAGCGCUGUACUGGUAGCGUACCACUAGUACUGGUACAUUUUUUAACGCAAUGGUAUAUUAAUUACCAGUAGACUAAUGGAUUGGUACACUUUUUAACGCACUGGUACAUUAUUUCAGAUUGCCGGAGGGAGUCUGCCGGAGAAAAAGUUUGUCCGUCGAUGCAGAGUGGCCGCUGGAGAAAGGAAGAGAGAGAGAGAUAGAUAGAGAUAUUAAUGUAUAGGAUUUAAAUUUAAAAAAAAAUUGUAUUCAAUAUGGGUUUUUAAUUCCCAAUAUAAUUAAUACAAAAAGGUAAUUAAUAUAUUCUUUUUUUUCAUACCCAAAAUACCCUUGGUUGUAAAUCUGACAACCCCCUUAGGGGUUGUCACCGUAUCCCGUCCCCCUCCCUCUCUCAUCUUCAUCAAAACAAUUUGUAUAAUUAAUUAUUUAUAAAAUAAAAACAGGUCAUCAGCGGCAACUGGUCCGACGCCGGCAGGCGGACCCCGUCCGACGCCGGCGAGCGGACCCCCAAAUUUCAUCCGAUGCCGGCGAGCGUAGCCGCUGAUCUGGUCUGACAACCGGGAAAGGGAUGUGUGUUUUAGGUUUGUGGUCGACGGGAUUUCGGUUGAGGUCGUGGGGGAUUGGAGGAGGGGGUUUUGUGAUCGACGGUGGGGGGAGACUUGGGUUGAGGACGGUGGGGAUUGGUGGAGGGGUUGUGAUCGGCGGUGAGAGGAGGUUUGUCUUCACCGGCGGGGAAAGUAGUCAGAAGUUGUUUGGUGGGAGGUUUUUCUAAAGUAACGGCAAAAGCGUCUUUUACUCCAAAACUGUGGGCGGCAAUUAGUAAUUACUCGGGCGGCAAAUAACAACCCUCUAUUUUUUUUGGAAGGUAGGAAGCGAGUUUGAGAAGUGUUGGAAGAAAGUGAAAAAUGAGUUCUAUUUAUAGAGCUGGAAAAAUAUGGUCCUUGGAAAAUAUAGUCGUUGGAAAAAUAGUCGUUAGAAAUAUGAUCGUUGGGAAAAUAACCGUUGAAAAAUAUGACGGUUGAAAAAUAUGAUCGCUAGCCCAUAACACACCAAAAAUCUCCAAUUAAAACACUAAACCGACCAGGAAAAAAAAUACGCAAGACCACGGCAAGACGGUGGGCCGUACGAAUGUCAAUAGCCCUCCCUCACGGACCCUCCUCCCCUCCUAUUUUUGGCGUUUUCAGGAGGAUAUAUCUUCCCCUCUUUUCUUCUUUUUCUUUUUUCCAUCCCUUAUUGUAGGAUUUCCUAUCUCUUUCCCCCUAUUUUUCCGCCUUCUUGUGGGUAGUCUAAUGUUCGGCGAGGUCUGGCGUCAACAACAAUUUGAAAUAUUUCCCAUGAUAACAUAAUUUUAUUUUUUAAAAUUGGGCAUGAUAAACAAUGACUUAGGUUAGGGUACCAAACUCAAUCCAAAGGUACUAAUUUGUGAAGAUAAGAUCUAAUGGUCCACAUCAUAAAGGUUUAAAGAUGGAAAGUAUGAGAGAAGGAGAAGGCUGCCCAUAUUUGCUACCAGCUGUUCGGAUUUGCUUCCUAGAUGCCCGGAUUUAGAGGGGAUACACGCAAAUUUCUAGGCAUUUAUUAUAGCCUUUUUCAAAUCCCCAACGAAAAUAUCAGAUUUUGUGAUUUACAAGAUGAUAUACAUUUUGAUAUUUUUUUAAACAAAAAUUUUCAGACCAUUAUACCACUGUCAUAUCACGGUAUUAUCACUGAUAGUGGUAUGAUAUCACAAUAGUAUGAUAUAGAUAUAAUUUUGAUAUAAAAUUGGUAUGACGAUUGAGUGCAUAACUUUUGACUAAAUUGUUAAGUGGUUCAUUGCAUCAUUGGGUGAUUACAAGAGAAUGGUUUCAAUUUAAGUGUAUCAUAUGGUAUAGCCGUAUAGAGGAUUCCAUUCCCAAGUACCUUCUCUUUCUUGAGUUUAACCUUACUUGUUAUUUUGUUUCCUUUGAUUGUUUAGUCUUAAUUGAACCUUAAAUCGAUCUAUAGCAAAGCACGGGGGCAUUACUAUACUACUUCACCAACCUAAGUUAUACUUGUCCAAUUGUUGGAGUAGCUAGUAGAAUGUGAGACAAAUUUCUAGAGUCAUUAUUGGGGAACUUUGGAUUAUAGUGAAAAGAAGUGAAGUUACUAGUUUUGUCAUUUGCUUCUUGCUUAUUUUAUUUUACUUUGCUUUUUUUUUUCAUCCUACCUUUGAUGUUUACGGAUGCGUGUUUAUUGAAUUUUUAUGUAGACAUGACUGAAAAACAUGGGAGGUGAUGGAGGUCAAAGACCACCUCAAAGAAGUUCCAGGUAAUAUUACACUCGGCCGAAUUUCAACGAAAUUCAAUAACCAAUUAAACAUCUAGUGAUCUUUAACCAAAAUUGCGAGUCUAAGGUGAGUGUGAUAUCCAUGAUUCAAGCCUCUAUCCAGUUCCGUGGUCUAAAAGACGAAGAUCCACAUGUACAUAUCCAAGCCUUCCUUACCAAAAAGAUCAAGAUUGCGGGUGUACCUCAAGAAGCUAUUCGAUUGAUAUUAUUUCCCUUUUCUUUAGUGGAAUAUCCCAGAUAUAGUUGUCAAACCAACAAUUCAUCUCCAUCAUGUCUUGGAAGUAUCUUUGUUAGAAGUUCUUAAAAGCAAUAUUUCUCAUCUUCGAAGACGAUCCAAAUAAAUAUUGAUAUUUUCAACUUCGCUCAAGAAGAUAAGGAGUCAUUAUUCAAUCUUGGGAACUCUAUGAUUCUAUCCUCAUCAUGGGUUCCAAGAUUGGCUCCAAAUAAAUAUCUUCUAUAACAUACUACGAGAAGAGUGUAGGGAGAGCAUUGAUGCAAUCAGAGGGCUCCAUGGAACAGAACACCAAAGAAAGUAUUUAUACUACUUGAAGACAUGGCUUUGAAUGUGCAUCAUUGUGAGGUAACUCUAGGGUCUAAGGGGAUGAACCAAGAAUGUAGAUGUCUCGUGGGUCUUAUAAUAUCCAAAGUCAAAUAUUUUUGACUCUCUAGAGAAGAAAAUCAAUGUCAUGGCAUUAUCUUCAAUUACUCCUAAUGUGAAAGAGGAACUAGCUUAAGAGUCACAAACUUUAUGAAUGCUUUCUUGGUAGCUCUAGUAACUCUGGAGGAGAUCAAACAUGCUAUUUUUUGGAUUGGCAGCUUUCAGGCACCGAGUUCCGGGGAUUUUUCCAAUAAUAGCAUCUUUUAAAA
Linum trigynum is the source of this 5389-nucleotide messenger RNA. NCBI's taxonomy places the organism in Eukaryota, Viridiplantae, Streptophyta, Magnoliopsida, Malpighiales, Linaceae. The record is from the annotation of a GenBank genome assembly.